AUGCCUUUAUCAUAUUUUAACAUCGCGAAAUCCAGAACAUUCUGUAGCUACAGGCUCAUUCACAAAGCUGCACCAUUUUCUACCAUUCAACAUGCUUCAUUAUUCAACCAACAACAUUCUUCCAUUUUCUCCUCACUCUUACGCGAAUUCUCGAACACCCUCAUCCAUGUCAAGUCCAUCCACGCACAGAUUAUUAUAAACUGUGUAUCCACUCAACACUUUCUGGCCACAAAACUUAUCAAAUCAUAUUCCGAUUUGGGUUUUAUCAACUCUGCAUACAAGGUGUUUGAUCAAUGUCCUCAUCCGGAAACCAUGCUAUGUAAUGCUAUGAUGGGUGGAUUCCUUAAGAACCGCGAAUAUGAGGAGGUUCCCAGGUUGUUUAAAAUGAUGGGGUCCUGUGAUAUUGAAAUGAAUAGUUACACAUGUGUUUUUGCUCUUAAGGCUUGCACUGUUUUAUUCGAUAAGGAGAUUGGUAUGGAAGUUGUUAGGAUGGCUGUUAGAAAGGGGUUUCAUUUGCAUCCUCAUGUUGGUAGUUCGGUGAUUAACUUUUUGGUGAAAUUGGGGAAUCUUGAUGAGGCGCGAGUGGUUUUCGAUGGGAUGCCUGAAAGGGAUGUUGUUUGUUGGAAUUCGAUUAUUGGAGGUUAUGUGCAGGAUUUUCUUUUCAAGGAGGCGGUUCUAAUGUUUGUUGAGAUGAUUGGUUGUGGGGUAAGGCCAAGUACUGUGACUAUGGCUAGCUUACUCAAAGCGUGUGGUGAAAGUGGAAUGAAGAAACUUGGAAUGUGUGUUCAUGCUUUUGUACUUGCAUUAGGCAUGGGCGAUGAUGUUUUUGUGCUUACUUCAUUGGUUGAUAUGUAUUGUAAUGUGGGGGACACUGACCGUGCUUUUCUGGUUUUCAAUAGCAUGCAAAGUAGAACCUUGAUUUCAUGGAAUACUAUGAUUUCUGGAUGUGUUCAAAAUGGUAUGGUGCCUGAAUCUUUUGCUCUCUUUCAUAGACUGGUCGAAAGUGGUGCUGGGUUUGAUUCGGGGACUUUGGUUAGCCUUAUUCGGGGAUUUUCUCAAACAUCUGAUUUGGAAAAUGGAAAAGUCCUCCAUGCUUGUAUCAUUAGAAAGGGACUUGAAUCAAAUAUAGUUUUAUCCACUGCAAUUGUUGACAUGUAUUCUAAGUGUGGUGCCAUAAAACAGGCAACUAAUGUUUUCAGAACAAUGGAAAAAAGGAAUGUAAUUACUUGGACUGCUAUGCUUGUGGGUUUAUCACAAAAUGGCUAUGCAGAGGAUGCCUUGAAGUUAUUCUGUCAGAUGCAAGAAGAAAAUGUUGCUGCCAAUUCUGUCACUCUUGUUAGUCUCGUGCAUUGUUGUGCUCACCUAGGAUCUCUCAAGAAAGGAAGGAGUGUGCAUGCUCAUUUGAUCCGUCAUGGUUACACAUUCAAUGCUGUUAAUAUCUCAGCCUUGAUUGAUAUGUAUGCCAAGUGUGGUAAAAUUCAUUCUGCCGAGAAGCUAUUCUGUAAGGGAUUCCAUUUAAAUGAUGUUAUACUUUGUAACUCUAUGAUCACGGGUUACGGAAUGCACGGCCAAGGACAUCAGGCUCUUGGUGUCUAUGAUAGAAUGAUAGACGAAAGGCUCAAGCCAAACCAAACUACAUUUAUUUCUCUGCUAACAGCAUGCAGUCACUCGGGCCUCGUUGAGGAGGGUAGGAUUUUGUUCCACUCUAUGGAAAGAGAUCAUAAUGUUAAGUCUAGUGACAAACUUUAUGCUUGUUUUGUCGAUCUUCUUAGUCGAGCAGGCUGUCUCGACGAAGCAGAUUCAUUGGUGAAACAAAUUCCCAUUGAACCGAGCACGGAUGUACUCGAAGCUUUGCUCAGUGGUUGCAGAAUCCAUAAAAAUAUUAACAUGGGAAUACAGGUUGCAGAUAAAUUAAUUUCUCUAGAUUACUUGAACACAGGAAUUUACAUAAUGCUGUCAAAUAUAUAUUCUGAAGCUAGAAGAUGGGAGUCGGUUAAUUACAUAAGGGGACUCAUGAGGACAAGGGGCCUGAAGAAAACACCGGCUUUUAGUUUAAUUGAACUAGGUAACCAAGUAUACACAUUUUUUGCUGGUGAUGAUUCACAUCCUGGUUGGGGAAAUAUUAAGCAGUUAUUAGAAAACUUGAGGCUCGAGGUGGAGGCUUCUGGUUAUGUUCCUGAUACCAGUUGUGUUCUUCACGAUGUAAAUGAAUCAAUGAAGGUUCAGUUGCUAUGGGGACAUAGUGAGAGAUUAGCUAUAGCAUUUGGUCUUUUAAACACGCCAUACGGAAGCUUGAUUAGAAUCACCAAAAAUCUUAGAGUUUGUGUUGACUGUCAUACUGUCACCAAAUACAUAUCAAAAAUAGUUAAGAGGGAAAUUAUCGUUAGGGAUGCUAACCGUUUUCAUCACUUUGUUAAUGGGGAAUGCUCUUGUAAUGAUUACUGGUAA
Lathyrus sativus (Indian pea) is the source of this 2448-nucleotide messenger RNA. Lineage: Eukaryota; Viridiplantae; Streptophyta; Magnoliopsida; Fabales; Fabaceae. The record is from the annotation of a GenBank genome assembly.